AUGUCUGGUCAUUCAAGCAAAACUACUAGUAUGGGAAAACACAUAUUAGUUUUCCCUUUCCCCGCACCCGGACACAUCUUACCACUGCUCGAUCUCACUCAUCAGUUAGCUCUCCGUGGUUUAAUCAUCACUGUACUCGUCACUCCGAAGAACCUCCCUUCCGUGCAACCUUUACUUGCCAGGCAUCCAUCUUGCGUCAAAACACUAGUCUUGCCUUUCCCAACAGCAACUGAAUCAUCAUCUUCUUCUGGUUCUUGUUUACCUCCUGGAAUCGAAAACUUGAAAGAUCUCCCGACGAGUUACAUUCCGGCUAUGAUACACGCAAUGGGUCAACUUCAAGAAUCUCUAUUAGAGUGGUUUCGAUUGCAGAUACAAAAUUCUUCUUCUCCUCCAACGGCGAUCCUAUCAGAUCUGUUCCUUGGUUGGACCCAAAAUCUCGCUGUUCGCCUUGACAUUGUCCGCAUCGCUUUUUUUCCUAUGUCGGCACACAAUCUAUCAAUCUUUGAUUGUUUCGUCAGUAACUUACCACCACGAGAAGAUUGCAAAGAUCCUAAUCAUCUGUUCUCGGCAUCAGGUGUUCCGACUUCACCUGUCUUUCCGAUUUAUCAGAUACACAUGUUGCAUCAUCUAUAUGCAGAUGACAGCCCACUUUGGAAGGUCAUGCAACAUAAUAACUCGCUGAACAAAGCGAGUUGGGGUAUUAUUCUGAAUUCAUUUCCCGAGUUGGAAGAAUCAUUUUUGAAUCACUUGAGAAACAAUUAUGGUGAUCACGGCCGGGUCUGGGGCGUAGGGCCUUUACUUCCUCCUAUAGAUCAUCAUCAGAAAAACUCGUCUGUAGCAGCAAGGAGCAGAGGCGGACCCAGCUCAAUUAGCAUAGAACAGGUAAUGUCUUGGCUUGACUCGUGUGCAGAGAAUCGUCAAUCGGUUCUUUAUGUUUGUUUUGGAAGCCAGAUUGUGUUAAACAGGAAACAAAUCGAGGUACUCGCUAUGGGACUAGAACUGAGCCAGGUUAAAUUCAUUUGGUGUGUUAAAGGAAUAUCAUCAUCAUCAACAUCAACUGACGAUGAAGAUAUUGAGAAACCUGUCCUACCAACUGGUUUCGUAGAUCGAGUGGCCGGCCAAGGACUUGUGAUCAAAGGCUGGGCACCGCAGGUGGCUAUACUGAGUCAUCAAGCGAUGAACACGUUCCUGACUCACUGUGGAUGGAACUCAGUGCUAGAAGGACUUGCAGCGGGGGUUCAACUGUUACUGUGGCCAAUGAUAAAUGACCAUUUCAUGACCGCAAAGCUCUUGGAAACUGAUCUGGGUGUGGCAGUAAAGAUCUGUGAAGGUGCGGAUACAGUUCCGAAUUCAACUGAGUUAGCUAGAGUCAUUGCUGAAUCUGUACCUCAAGGUGAGGAAGGUAAGAGUCGACCACAAAUUAUUCGAGCCGUGGAGAUGGGUAAGAUGGGGUUAGAAGCAGUAAAAGAAGGUGGAAGUUCUUUUAAGAAUUUAGACGAAUUAGUAUCAAAUCUUAAUGAACUCAGUGUAGAAUAAAUGUAGUAUA
Papaver somniferum (opium poppy) is the source of this 1546-nucleotide messenger RNA. RefSeq names its product UDP-glycosyltransferase 89B2-like. Gene Ontology annotation, molecular function: UDP-glycosyltransferase activity. The record is from RefSeq and is a predicted model, not a curated record. The transcript has a single exon. NCBI's taxonomy places the organism in Eukaryota, Viridiplantae, Streptophyta, Magnoliopsida, Ranunculales, Papaveraceae. The coding region runs from base 1 to 1536 and encodes 511 amino acids.